Messenger RNA from Sphaeroforma arctica JP610, 1934 nucleotides. RefSeq lists its product as hypothetical. Gene Ontology annotation, cellular component: GATOR1 complex; vacuolar membrane. Lineage: Eukaryota; Ichthyosporea; Ichthyophonida. Gene Ontology annotation, biological process: cellular response to amino acid starvation; negative regulation of TORC1 signaling; positive regulation of autophagy. Gene Ontology annotation, molecular function: GTPase activator activity. The record is from RefSeq and is a predicted model, not a curated record. The coding region runs from base 1 to 1182 and encodes 393 amino acids. The transcript has 8 exons.
AUGCCAACAUCCGAAGGCGACUUGACUGUUCAUCCAGAUGCGAUGCAGGUGGGCUGUUUGUGUGGCCAUCGCAAAACAGGCGCAUACCUAUAUGGAGUGUCACUCCACAGGGAUGGCUUCGAUCUUCAUUUGAUGCUUAAAUUUGUGUGCAUAUUCAGAUAUUCGAAGGAUGUGACCAUCGUCAGCUUUCCCGUGUGCAUUGAAAGCCACAAGUACAAGCGCAACAAGAUGCUAUUCAAUCUCGGAUUUGCGUUCGAUUCGAACUCCUACACGGGCGACUACGAGCCAGUCUGUCGGAAGAUUGCAAAGUAUCUGCGCGAAUCUGAGCUCCGCGACGAGUUCCUUUCCAAUCCUGAAACCAAAGUGCGCCUACCCGAAUUCAUGAUCCGGCUUAGAGAAGAGCUGUUGACUACUGGACAGUGCUCGUUUCAAAUAAAUGAAUGGUGCCUGAUUUAUGUUCACCUACCAGUGACCUUACCUGAACCCCCCGAUGUUUGGGAUUUCUAUGUACCUGUAAUGGUGAGACAAGCAGAGCGUCAGCAGAUCAGAGACGAGUGGGAUGGUACAUUGAAGAGGGUGUACCCCCAUAUCGAUGGGAAGAAUCAUGUAGCGGACAUUGCACACAAGGCGGCUGUUGAUACCGUACUAGUCCGAAAGUGUAUUCAGCACCUAGUGUAUUAUCAAAUAUGUGUACUGGUGGAUAUAUUUCAGUAUGGGAAUACCUACAUGGUGACUCCAGCGAUCAACACACUCUACAAUGACGGUCCUCUGCAGGCCCAGUGCUGCGUGUACGUCCAUGACAAAGAUGCCGCUCCGCCCCACAUAUCCACAAUAUUCUCGCUCUACACCCGGCUCUCUGCGGACAAGGAUGUUUCCACAUUCUGUGAGGAGAAUGAGCAGGCUCUAGUGGGCGUAGAUGUGCUCCGAUUCAUCCAGUUUGGAAUGGUGUUUGGGAUAUUGAGAUGUGUGCGCAGGUGGCCAGUAGUGGUCAAUGAUUGUACGGCGGAGAAUCGCACAAAUUCGCCGACGAAGAAAACCGUGUUCUCGGUACCGGACCAGAUAAAGAGAAUGUUCACCGGAGGCGUACCUUUUGACGAAGUGUGUUACAAACUGUGUGUGAGCGCAUCAAGCUUGGCCGAGGCGGUUACGCUGGAUCCUACUACGACCAUCAUCAAGAAGUAGGCUGGAGACCAUCCCGCAACCGAAGAAGUGAUUGUUGGAACGCUUCUAAGCAUUAAUGACCCAUUUCCCUUUAUGAGGCACGUAUUCAUAUGCGCAAGCACGUGCAUCAUUUUAAUUAGAUAGUUGACAAAAAUUCAUCCCAUCAAUAUGACUUGACUAAACGGUUACAAUGACUUAUAUCGAAGCACACGCUUCUGUAGUUGCUCGGGUAUAGUGGCGUCAUACGAGCUGGUCUCAACACAUCACCCAGAACGCUGGCACUCCGAGUGCAUUGAUUUCAUUUCAGCUGCACCCGCCGAGCCAGAAACUGCACAUGCACAUAACCGCAUAUACCAAAACUCCAGUGGCCAUUCCCGGCCCAAUCACACAGAAAAUCCUCUGGACCUUUUUCUCACAGAGAGGUUUGCAGGUCGUGUGGUACCCCUUCCCACCUCAGCGUGUAUAAAAGGCCGCCCAUUCCAGCCGCCGCGUUCCCGUUGUCACCCUCCAUCACCCUGAGCUAGUCAGCUCAUUCGCUGGUAUAUCUUCCGACUAGCAACCUGAGCGGCCAGGUCCAUGCCGGGGAAACAUGUACUGUCGAAUACCGCACUCGUGCCUGAUACUACUAUAGGCGGAUUUUAGGGUUUAGACUGGAAACGCUUUUGGGGCAAUCCACAUGAACACAGUAUGAUGAAAGACUCUCAGUAUUCGAGUGUUGCCUACACCAAGUAUAAUACGGAAACAGAAGGGAACUAUAAACAUCCAAAAGCAGA